AUGUCUUUCCCAUCUCCCACAAAGACCUACCACCAAAAGCCCUACGCGGCCAUCUCCCCAACCCGCCCCGAACUCUCAACUCGCGGCAAGCACGCCUUCAUCUCCGGCGGUGGUGCAGGCAUCGGCGCCUCCAUCGCAUUCUCACUUGCGCAGUCCGGGAUCACCACUCUCGGCCUCCUCGGCCGCUCUCAAGCCUCCCUUAAAUCAACCAAGUCCGCCAUCGAAGCCCUGAACCCCUCGGUCACGGUACACCUCUACACCGCCGACGUCACCGACGCAGAAGCAACCACUUCCGCCCUCCAGACCUUCUCCGCGUCCAUCGGCGGUAAGAUCGACAUCCUCAUCGCCAACGCAGGCUACAUGUCCGACCUUAAGACCAUCACGGACUCGGACCCCGACGACUGGUGGCGCGCCUUCGAGGUCACCGUUCGCGGCAACUUCAACCUCCUCCGCGCCUUCCAGCCCCUCGCCGCCGCGGACGCCAGCGUGAUCCACAUCUCGACCGCCGCCAUCCACCUGCCCUACAUGUUCGGCUUCUCGUCCUACCGCGCCUCCAAGAGCGCCGCGACCAAGAUGUUCGAGUACUUCCGCGACGAGAACCCCGGCUUCUUCGUCCUCCAGGUGCAUCCCGGUCUGAUCGGGGGCACGGUGAUGUCGGAGAAGUUCGCGCCGGCUGUCAAGGAUCUCGGGCUGGUGUAUGAUGAUAUCAAGUUGUCCGGGGAUUUCGUGGUUUGGGCUUUGAGUGACGAGGCCAGGUUCUUGGAUGGAAGGUUUGUGCAUGCGAACUGGGAUGUCGAGGAGUUGAAGGCGUUGAAGGGUGACGUGGAGAAGGAUGCGAGCAAGUUCACCAUUGGGCUUCAAGGCUGGUUUUGA
This is a messenger RNA of Colletotrichum karsti, 873 nucleotides long. RefSeq lists its product as uncharacterized. Gene Ontology annotation, molecular function: oxidoreductase activity. Lineage: Eukaryota; Fungi; Ascomycota; Sordariomycetes; Glomerellales; Glomerellaceae. The record is from RefSeq and is a predicted model, not a curated record. The transcript has a single exon. Gene Ontology annotation, cellular component: cytosol. The coding region runs from base 1 to 873 and encodes 290 amino acids.